AUGCAGAAAGUAAGAGGAAACUACUGCAUUAUACAUCCUGAGGAUAAUGACAUGAUGGAUACAGUAGAAUUAAAAAAUUCCGGAGGUAAAAUAGUCCCCCAUUCGGAUCUCCGGGCGGGGACUAAUGCUACUAAGUAUUCAUUAAAGGAGAAGAACAAAAUAAGGAAAAGAAGAAUAGGAACGUGGAAUGUAAGGUCUUUAGGGAUCUGUGGUAAAUUGGAGAACCUCGAAAUUGAAAUGGAACGACUUAAAAUAGAUAUAAUAGGAAAAAGUGAAUUAAAAUGGAUAGGUAAAGGAGAUUUCUGGUCGGAAGGCUACAGAAUUAUAUUUAGCGGAGAUGACCACAGAGUAACAGGAGUUGGUUUCAUACUAAACAAGGAAAUAGGAAAAAAAGUAGUAGAAAUUGUUCAAUAUAAUGAUUGA
Messenger RNA from Sipha flava (yellow sugarcane aphid), 423 nucleotides. RefSeq lists its product as uncharacterized. The record is from RefSeq and is a predicted model, not a curated record. Lineage: Eukaryota; Metazoa; Arthropoda; Insecta; Hemiptera; Aphididae. The transcript has a single exon. Bases 1 to 423 code for a protein of 140 amino acids.